This is a messenger RNA of Sphaeroforma arctica JP610, 388 nucleotides long. RefSeq lists its product as hypothetical. Lineage: Eukaryota; Ichthyosporea; Ichthyophonida. The transcript has 3 exons. The record is from RefSeq and is a predicted model, not a curated record. The annotation marks the transcript as partial. Gene Ontology annotation, cellular component: membrane.
AUGGCCGUGUGCACAUACAACACUCUCUUCCGCAUUCGGCUCUUCAACUACUUCCAUCUCACCCCCAACCACCACUCCGACGGCACCAGCCUGCUCUUCAGCGCACUAUGUGUAAGUCGUUUAACGCCGGCCCUGAUAUUCAACUUUUUGAGCAUCAAUCAGUUGGACGGCAAUUCAAACAGCCUGGUGUCAGAGGAAACUGCCUUCACACAGAUCAUGGGCCACAUGGACAUAGUGCCGUUCAUAGCCAAUGGCUUCAUGAUCUUCUUCCCUGUGGUGGUGGUGUUGUUUGCGCUGGCGGCGUUCUUCCGCGUCUUCAACCGCUUCUUCUAUGACGAGGACUUGACCACAGAUCUGAUUGAAGAGGGUCUCUCGGUGGUGCGGGUUG